ACGCAUGCUCGGUAGCUGGGAGGAAGUAGAAGCUAAUUUUCUCCUGGCGCUGGUGAGCUGCCGGUAGCGUGCGCCGGGCUCGUCUCCUCACUGCGAGAGACCUGCUCAGCCGCUCGACUCCGGCUGCCCCGCAGCUCCGGACCCUGCCCCCGCGACGUGCCCUGGUCUCGGGGGGGGGUGCUCGAGAACCCACCCAGCUCUUCCGUUCCCCCCUGUGACGAUAUAAGGGGCGGAGGGACCGGCCUGUCUGGGGCAACGAGCUGCCUGUGCCUGGCUGGGGGCUCCCCUGUAUGUGGGGGGACACCAGUGCAGCCUCCGUGUGGAUGGGGAGUGCCCCAUGGCCAGCUCCCCGCGAGGGUGGGUGGGUUGAGGGGUCGCGUUGGAGAGUGAGCGCCCUUGGCCGCAAAGGGUGCCAGGCACAGGUAAGAUCCUCGCCUUGCGCGUGGUUUGCCGUCAGCACUUUGCAAUAUCGGCUAUGGCGGCUGCUCUCCUAAAGCUGCUCCCUCUAGACCCAGGGGAUGAAGGCACGCAAAGAUGCAGGAUGGGACCUGCCACGUUAUCCACUCUGGGAGCCAGGCUCGGAUCCCCCCUUAGGAUCACGGUUCCUGGUGGCUGCUGUUUGUGCACCGCCUGGCCCAGAAAUGAUUUGGCUGAUGGUUACCUGCAGCUUGAUCUGAAAUGUAAAACUUCAGGUUUAGCUGCAAGCAAGUUGAAAGGUCUCGUGCUGAGUGUCAGUCACUUGAAGCUUUUGGCCUGUCACCGGUUGAGAAAAGUAACAGUGAAAGUGGUCCUUAAGAACCUUGCCCUGAAAAAAUCCACCCCAGAAGCAACACUACAGGAGAUAGUCAAAGAGCUGCUGAGAAAUGUGUAUGUUUCUCUUCACCAUGUUGUUACUGCUGCCCCAAUUCCUGGAAAUCCAGUAGUGUGUGUUGAAAUACUGGCUGUAGAUGCUUCGACAGAACAAGCUGGCCUGAUAGCUCCCAAAACUAAUAUAAACAUUAAAGAAGUAGUCACUUUAGAAUGGUACAGACACUUGUCAAAGGACACCGCAAAAAUUUCAGCUGCAGGAAUGGAUGAUUUGGGCAGCUCUUUGAAAGAGAUGAUUGUUUUGCCUUUCCAUUUUCCCAAAACCUUCAAGAAGUUGGGUCUUUCUGUCCCUCGUGGAGUACUGUUGAUGGGCCCUCCAGGUGUGGGGAAGACUCUUCUCAUAAAGGCAGUUGCAAGGGAAGUGGGGGCGUAUUUGCUUUGCAUCAGUGGUCCAGCUAUAUAUGGCUCAAGGCCUGGAGAAAGUGAAGAGAAUUUGCGAAGAGUUUUUGAACAAGGCAGGGAAUUGUCCAGUGAAGGACCAACCAUUCUCUUUAUUGAUGAAAUUGACUCUUUGUGCCCUAAACGGGGAAGUUCAAACAGCAUCCCUGAAAAUCGUAUUGUUGCUCAAUUGUUAACUCUUAUGGACGGCAUAGGCAGUGAAAAUGAGAUGGUCGUCAUGGCAGCAACAAACAGGCCCGAUGCCUUAGAUCCUGCACUGAGAAGACAUGGUAGAUUUGACCGAGAGGUUAUCAUUGGGACACCAACACUUAAACAGAGAAGGUCUAUUCUACAGUUGAUUACUUCUAAUAUGCCUAUUUCCACUGAUGUUGAUUUGAUCAACCUAGCAGAAAUGACAACUGGAUAUGUUGGAGCUGAUCUUACGGCACUCUGCAGAGAAGCUGCUAUGCAGGCUGUCCUCCACAGCUGUUUGGAUUCAGUUCGCACGUUGAUUAACAUGGCAGAUUUCCAUGAAGCUUUUAAAAAGAUUCAGCCAUCUUCCUUUCGAAGCAGUGUUGGACUAACUGACUUUAAACCUGUUACCUGGGAACAAAUUGGUGGUCUUGAAGAUGUGAAAUUAAAGUUAAAACAGAGUAUUGAGUGGCCUAUGAAGUUUCCUCAGGCUUUUGUGAGGAUGGGAUUGUCUCAGCCAAAGGGUAUUCUCCUAUAUGGGCCACCGGGAUGUGCCAAAACCACUCUGGUGAAGGCUGUGGCCACAAGCUGCCAUUGUUCCUUUCUUUCUGUUAGUGGUGCUGACCUUUUUUCACCUUAUGUUGGAGAUUCAGAGAAGAUUUUGUCUCAGGUUUUUCGACAAGCAAGAGCACAUACUCCAGCAAUAAUAUUCCUGGAUGAGAUUGAUUCUAUCCUAGGAUCUCGAUCAGCCUGCAAAACUGGACAUGGUGCCCCAGAGAAGGUUCUUUCUGUCCUUCUUAAUGAACUAGAUGGUGUUGGCAUUAAAGUCACAGAGAGAAGAGGAAAUAAAUUACAACUUGAAGGUGAUUGUCAAGAACAAAAUGAAAAGGAGAGACAGAUAGCGUUUCAAGAAGUUUUGAACAAAGAUGUCAUGAUAGUUGCUGCAACAAAUAGACCAGACAAGUUGGAUGAUGCCUUGUUGCGCCCUGGAAGGUUAGACAAGAUCAUCUAUAUUCCACCUCCAGAUCAGAAGGGAAGGCUUUCUAUUUUGAAAAUUUGCACAGAAAAAAUCCCAAUAGAUUCUGAUGUGUCAUUAGAACACCUAGCAGUUCAAACCAAACUCUUUUCUGGAGCCGAUAUUGAAAAUCUCUGCAAGGAGGCUGCUUUGCAGGCAUUACAAGAGAAUGGACUUGAAGCAACUAGUGUGAAACAUGAGCAUUUUGUAAAAUCACUGAAGACUGUAAAACCAUCAUUAACCCUCACAGAUUUGGAUUUUUAUGAAAAAUUAUUUAAUAAGGAAGUAUCCUCUUAAAUCAGAAAAAUUUGAAGAAUGACAUGCAAAAAUUGGUGGGUUUUUUUAAUCUGUUAUAUAAUCUUUUAUAAAUGCAUGAUUUUGUAUAACCCUUCUAAAAGUGACCUGCAAACAAAGGGCAGAAAAGUUUUAUGGUACCCAUUUUCCCUUCCUUACUGUAUAGAAAGAAGAAUUGAAAGGCUAUAUAUAUUCAUUCUGCUGGUUUUCGACAUAGAAGUAUUAAGCAUGGUCUUCCAUAGGACCUUCCACCUCUGAGUCCCAGUCAGUCAGCACUUCUGUGAGCCAGAAUGCAGCUCUAAAGACCAGUACCAGUAAGAGAUCUGACACAGUCUGAGAGGCCGUCCACAACCGCCAGAAAUCUUUGAGGAUUUACAUUGUAUAUUGAAAGCUGCUUUUAACUGAAGGCACAAGGUUAUUAAAUAUUAAAUGAAGAUUCAUUUUUUCCAAACCAUUAGAUGAUUGAAUUAAGUAGGUGUUAACAAAAUUAAAUUUUUAAAGUCUGAAUAAUAGUCACUUCUCAUCUCAGUAAGAUUUUUACUACUUUUGUACUGCAAUGUUGUCAUGAUCCUAUUAGCUCCCAAUGGUCCAUAGAAUAGUCUAAACUAGACAAGAACUAAAUAUCUAGUGCAAAGAAGAAAGCUUUUAGAAAAAAUAACCUUUUGUGCCAUAUUUAUACUUUAAAAAGAAAUAAAAAAAGGGGCAUAAAUUACUUUUUUCUCGUGCUGUUCACCUUUCACAUAAGGCUAUAUUUGCAAUCAUCAUUUGAAGCACAGAUAUUUUUUCCCCCUAUGGACUGCAACUUGCAUUAUCUUGUGUGUGUGCUGCUUUUUAAUAUUGUAUUAUAGUUUUCUGGUUUUGUAUGUAAUAUAGCAAGGUUUUACUUGUUCUAGAUUACAAAAAUCUUUCACAUUAAAGGAAAAAUAAAAGUUAACAUCUUGUUUGCAUUAAAUAUAAUAGUCUUUUUAAAGUACUGAAUUUUUCAGACAGCAUUCUUCUGAUUGAGGUCUGUUAUUGAUGUAAACUAAACUUGAAUAGCAGAGACUUGCUUAAUUUUUGGGUUCCUUACACUGUAGCUAUUACAUACUUUUCCAAAUAGCAGGACUAUACUUUAGUCUGAAUUGUAAGCCAACCCUUUCAUAAAUCAAAAAAGUCUUUAUCCAGUAAUAAGCUCUAUCCUGCAUGAUAAAGUCUCUUUCUUAGGGCUUAUUUGACAGUUUAUCAAAAUUGAAUUUCCAAGUGUAGAUGAGCCCUUAGAUUAAAACUGUAAAAUAUAUAUUAGGCUGCCACAGACUUGCUUUUGUUUCAAGCAGUAUAUGUUCAACUCCUAUAAGGACUCCUUUCCUGUUGUCCCAA
This is a messenger RNA of Trachemys scripta elegans, 4102 nucleotides long. RefSeq names its product spermatogenesis associated 5 like 1 (gene AFG2B). Gene Ontology annotation, molecular function: ATP hydrolysis activity; ATP binding. Lineage: Eukaryota; Metazoa; Chordata; Testudines; Emydidae. The record is from RefSeq and is a predicted model, not a curated record. The transcript is spliced from 8 exons. The coding region runs from base 476 to 2749 and encodes 757 amino acids.